This is a messenger RNA of Hymenoscyphus albidus, 1329 nucleotides long. The record is from the annotation of a GenBank genome assembly. NCBI's taxonomy places the organism in Eukaryota, Fungi, Ascomycota, Leotiomycetes, Helotiales, Helotiaceae.
AUGCCUCUCACUUCUGAUGUCGUCAUCGAUGCGGGGAAAUUCGACCCCGCCAACAAUACCGAACAAGCUAAUAAUCUCAAUCGACUUCUGAUUGAGAGAGCAGCCUCAGCACCAAAAUGGUAUGAAGUUGGAGCUCCCAAAUAUCGAGAAAUGGUAUGGGCUGGAGAAACGCCAACUCCUGUUCCAACCGUUUCGCCAGAUGGAAUCAACUUCAAAAUAGGUUCACGAGAAGCCGGGAGAGACAUACCAUGUAGGGUCAUAUAUCCGUCGAGUCGGAAGACAGAUGGAGAAAGGAAUAAUUGUAAAGGUUCUUUUUUGCAUUUUCAUGGAGGUGGAUGGACGCUCGGUGAUGAGAGAUCCCAGGACCGACUUCUGCAAUUUUAUGCCGACACUGGUGAUCUGGCUGCUAUUUCUAUCGGAUACAGGCUUGGUCCAGAGCAUCCGUUUCCACGAGGGCCGGAAGAUUGUAUCGAUGCAGGAGAACAUGUGUUCAAGAACUCCGAGAAAGACUACGGAGGACCAUUAAAGUUUAUCGGCGGUGAGGUAUGUCGGAGUUAAAGUCUCGUCGCAAGUGAAAAAUCGACCAAGAUACUUGGUCAAGUCAAAUGGCAGUAAUGAUCAGAAUGAUGCUUCGCUCAGAAGCUGAUUUUCUUGAGUUACUCUUUUGAUAGUCUCUUUUUCCUCGCCUAUAAGCUGGCCUAGUCGAUUUAUAUAUAUAAUUUCUAAUUACAAUUCAUACAGUCGGCUGGCGGUCACCUUUCUGUGGUGACUUUAUUCCAUCUCCUUAAGACGUACCCGGAUCUCCACAUCCUCGGCCUCGUACUCAACUUUGGCUGCUACGAUCUCACCAAGCUCCCACUACACAUUAACAUGACGCACGCCGCCAUCAUCCCAGAAACCAUGGCUAACCAGUUCCGCGACUCCUUCAUGCCCAACAUGUCUCUGGCGCAGAAGAAGACACCGGCCGUCUCACCCUUCUACGAGGAUCUGGGGCCCUUCCGUGGUCGUCUCCCGGGUGCUUUAUUAACAUGUGGCACGGAGGAUCCGUUGCUGGAUGAUAGUGUGCUUAUGGGCAUGCGGUGGAUGAUGGCGGGUGGAACGGCCUUCAUUAAGAUUUAUACGGGUGCGCCGCAUGGGUUUCUUGUUGUUCCUGUUGCGAUGUUGAAGGAGGCUGAGCAGUGUUAUGGGGAUAUUAGGACGUAUAUUGUGGAUUUGAUGGAGAUGGAUGGGGAGAAGGCGUAGCUGGGGCUUGGGGGGUUUUAUGUAAUGUCUUUGAGGAUUUCUAACUAUUAUGUCUUUUGUAAUUGUAAUUGUAGCUUUCAUUUCAUU